Messenger RNA from Chiloscyllium plagiosum (whitespotted bambooshark), 2670 nucleotides. NCBI's taxonomy places the organism in Eukaryota, Metazoa, Chordata, Chondrichthyes, Orectolobiformes, Hemiscylliidae. The record is from RefSeq and is a predicted model, not a curated record.
AUGGUGUUCAGUUUGAGUUUAGUUUGGGUGGGAAUAUGGGGUUGCAAGUUGUAUUUUCAAUAGGUGUGUGUUUUUAAAUGGAUGAAUUAUUGCGAGUGGAGUGGGGGAGGAACAUACUGUUUUUUUUAAACAAAUCACGAGUGAAGCAUUUUUCUUUUGACACAACCUUCUCCGCUUUUGUAAAUCACCUGCUCCCUCGUUCCAUUUCUCUCAGUCCCUGCAAUAAAAACGAUGAGAAGAACGAAAGAAAAAGGGUAAUGACUGGCGUGUUACUGGAUGUAAUAAUGAAUAGGAAACGGGAUGGAGCCGAAAGCAGGAAGACCUCAGAUUGUGGUCUUUCUCCACUGUGCUUUGGUGGCAGAAGAUCUGUGACAGUCUCAAUCCCUCCACAGCUGCAGGCUGACUGGGCACAUAUGAUGGAUCUCACACGUCUGUCGUCUGAUGUCAGUUUGAUAUCCCUUCUCACCAUCAGCCAAGUGAUGUCUUGGUGAUUGUUGGGAGUGCUCUGGUGAUGCAUUCAGCUGAAUGAAUUUGACCACCUGCUCAGGGAGCCACGCAACAGGAUCCACCCUCUCCUUUUCUUUCAAAGUCUUGAGGGCGCUAGAUGCUGACCUUCUUUCUGAAGGAUUUAUGGUCAAAGGUGUUUUUCUUGACAAAUUUCUCUACAAAGGCUAUUUUUUUUUUUUUGAAAUAUUACUGGACCACUGAGAAACUGCAGUAUAAUUUCCUGUAAUAAAUGCCAGUGACUGGAAAAAUGAGGAAAGCUAAACUUUUCAAAGGAACUCUAAUGACUGGAUGCCAUACUGGGAGACCAGAGCUGUUGUUUGAGGUGGAUUGCAAGUUACACCAGAGGCUGCCAGGCUCCUCAAGGUUCACGAUUGUGAUUGUGUUGUCUUACAUUAUUCUUGGAAUUCUCAACACGCUUCUGUUUCCACAUUCUUUGAAUGGUGAUAUAUGGAGCUUAUACAUUGUGAAUGUAGAAAAAAUAGAGAAUGCCCAGAGAUAUGCUGCAAAGGUGUUAGGACAAAAAUGUCGUAAGUCUUAUGUCCAGCAAGAGAUGAAUAUUUUGUUUCCUCAAAAAUAUGACAUCAACAUGCGCCCUUUCCUGGACAGGAAUUCCAUUUUACGAGAAUCCGUAUUCAAGUAUAAUACUCCAUUUGGUUUUAACACUCACCAAAAUCGUCUUCACCAGAUCAUGGAUGUCAUGCCCACAAUAUCUCUGCCAGAAGAACUAGAAAGUGAGAGCUGCAAGCGCUGUAUUGUCUUGGGAAAUGGUGGAAUAUUGCGAGGAUUAGGUCUUGGACCUUAUUUGAAUAGAUUUGAUGUUGUUAUCAGGUUGAACAAUGCACCAAUCCAAGGAUUCACUGACGAUGUCGGUAACAAAACCACUAUAAGAAUGAGCUAUCCAGAGGGAGCACCAAAAUCGCAGUUUGAAUACGAUCCUUAUAUGCUGUUUGUUGCUGUAAUGUACAAGGGAGUAGAUUUCAGCUGGCUGAAGGCCAUGAUUAAAAAGGAAAGAGUGUCAUUUUGGGAAAGAAUUUGGUUUUGGCAGAAAGUUACGGAGGAAUUACCAAUUAAACCAACACAAUUUCGAAUUCUGAAUCCUGAAAUUAUCCGCGAAACAGCUCUGGAUCUACUGCAGUUACCUGAACCUCGAUCAAAACUCUGGGGUUGGCACCAGAAUAUUCCUACAUUGGGAGUCAGUGCUGUUGUUCUGGCUACACAUUUAUGUGAUGAAGUCAGCUUGGCAGGAUUUGGAUACAACCUUAGCCAACCACAAAUACCAUUGCAUUACUAUGAAAAUGUCCAGAUGCAUGCUAUGAAGGCCCAAACUAUGCACAAUGUGGAAACUGAGAGAAAUUUCCUAGAAGACUUGGUUAAAGCUGGUAUUGUGACAGACCUUAGUGGAGGAAUUCACUGCAAAUUUUGUAAUAAGUUGGAAAGCACAACUUCUGAAAGUUUGCAAUUCUUUUCAAAAUGAACAAGUGGUCUUCAGAGUAGAUAUCAUUUGAAGCAAGUUUUUGGCAAAUCCAUUGGUGAAUGUUGCAGUCCUAAAUGAUCCUACUGAAGUCUUUUGCAGGAAUUAUUUUUCUCAAUUGUGCAUCAAACAUGCAGCAAGUGUAAAUUUGAAAAGAAGGUAUGUGAUCCACUGAAUUAAUAUGGUAAUUGAGCUAAACUGGAAUCAUGAAUGUCACUGAAGCUUUUGAUGGAAUGUAUAAUAUUCUAAGCUUGGAGUAUUUGUGUUAAAUUGAAAUUUUCAUUUGCCUACUGCACAUGAUACUCUCAUGUAUCAAUUUUUAAAAAAUAUAUUCCUUGGAUGUCACUGGAUGGUAAACUCUAUUCAGUAUUAAGGUGAUGUUAAUUUGAAUAUUUCAAUAAUGAAGUUGGUAAUUUGCAAAACAGAUAUUUUGAACAUAGUCCUAAUAAUCAUUCUAGAAAAAGGCAUCUCUGCCUUGGAAAGUACAAAUUAAUUUACAUUUUGUCAUACUGCAUACUUGAUAUAUAUUAGAGGAUUGAAACAGUAAUUCUAAAUGAUGUAGAAGAGAAAUCUUCAGAAUUCACUGUAUGUCUGGUAGCCAUUCCCUUCACAAAUUUGCUUUUUUGUGCAGUACUGUUUUCCUUUUUACCACAGCAGGUCAGGCAGCAUCCAGGGAACAGGAGAAUCGCCGU